UUGGGGUAUCCCACAGUUUGGGGUGUCCCAGGGACCCAGGGUGGAUAUCCAAUGGCUUGGGGUGUCCAAUGGCUUGGGGAGGUGCCCCUUAGAUCAGGAUGUGUCUAGGCUUUGGAGCAGGCUUUGAGGUGUCCUGGGUUUGUGGUGUCCUAGGAUUGUGGUUUGGGGUGUCCUAUGGUUGGGGUUGUCCAGAGGUUUGGGGUGUCCUGGGGCCCUCGGCUGGGCGUCCCAGGGACUGGGGGGUGUCCCGUAGGUUGAGGGCUCUUAGGGUUUGGGGCGUCUCCUCUCCGAUGACAUGUAUUGGGGACACUAUGACCCCUCAUGCCACCUGUCCCCCAGAGGAGUCCCACAGCGGCGUCUACAGCUGUUUCAUGAAGUCCCACUGCUGCUAUGACCUGAUCCCCACCAGCUCCAAGCUGGUCGUCUUCGACACCUCCCUGCAGGUGAAGAAGGCUUUCUUCGCGCUGGUCACCAAUGGCGUGCGGGCUGCCCCGCUGUGGGACAGCAAGAAGCAAAGCUUUGUGGGGAUGCUGACCAUCACCGACUUCAUCAACAUCCUGCACCGCUACUACAAGUCCCCGAUGGUGCAGAUCUACGAGCUGGAGGAGCAUAAAAUAGAGACGUGGAGAGAGGUCUACUUACAAGACUCCUUCAAGCCGCUGGUCUGCAUUUCCCCCAACGCCAGUCUCUUCGACGCUGUCUCAUCCCUGAUCCGGAAUAAGAUCCACCGCUUGCCAGUCAUCGACCCUGACUCGGGCAACACGCUCUACAUUCUCACCCACAAACGCAUCCUCAAGUUCCUCAAGCUCUUUGUAAGUCCCGUCUCCCCCUGCGUGCUGCGGUAGCAGGAGACGAGCCAGCCCUGGGCGGUGCCAGGUAGAGCGGUCUCCAGGGUGCUGGGGUGGGCACAGCCUCGGCGCUUUGUGCGUCG
Struthio camelus australis is the source of this 931-nucleotide messenger RNA. NCBI's taxonomy places the organism in Eukaryota, Metazoa, Chordata, Aves, Struthioniformes, Struthionidae. The record is from RefSeq and is a predicted model, not a curated record.